AUGUUGAUUUCUGUUGAUUUUAUGAACGGGAAUUUGAACAACACAUGCGGCUCCGGAGUCGGAGGCUGCAUCGCAUCAGAAACCUUCCCUGGCCCGGAUACUUUGACCACACCGCAUUAUUUAUUUACUUCAGCUAGUCUUCUCCUGCUCUGCGAAAGGUGGUCAACAACGAACUCUUCAGAACUAUCGCGCUCAUCGACCGGAAUCGAACCUACUCGCUGCACAAUGAACUCAACCUCUCCGGUACCCAGCGGGGAUCACGCUUUUCCUUCUGGCCAGCAGUCACUCACCACUGAUGGAAAGCCUUGGAGCCAACGAACCUGGUCUUAUCAAUUCAUACCAUGCAGAGGAAUUUAUUUUGAUUUGAAACGCCGAAUUCCUUUGUAUUCCUGUGAGGAAUCUCUCUGCUUUUCUUGCCUUUUCGCACAAUAG
Molecule: messenger RNA, 432 nt
Organism: Puccinia triticina
Lineage: Eukaryota; Fungi; Basidiomycota; Pucciniomycetes; Pucciniales; Pucciniaceae
Exons: 2
Coding region: 1-432 (143 amino acids)
Source: RefSeq, a predicted model, not a curated record